Messenger RNA from Acromyrmex echinatior (Panamanian leafcutter ant), 1773 nucleotides. RefSeq lists its product as uncharacterized. NCBI's taxonomy places the organism in Eukaryota, Metazoa, Arthropoda, Insecta, Hymenoptera, Formicidae. The record is from RefSeq and is a predicted model, not a curated record.
AGGCAAAUUUAUCAUUUGUUUUAUAUAUUUGUAAUAUCAUGUUUCGUAGAUUUUAAAUUGUGAGAAAAUAAAAAAAGUAACAAUAUUACGUAGAUAUUAAAUACGAAUUAUAUCAAGCAAAUUAAGGUGUUGAGAUUCGGAUCCCGAACUGAGUGUAUAAUACUCGCAAUGCCGAAUUGCACGACCAAUCUCACUUGGUAUCUUGGAAAGUUUAUUAUCGGAUUUACCGGGAUAUUAUUUCUCUACAUCAGUUUCUUGAAAGAAAAUAAGAAAUAUUGUGUGUGCAAUACUAGAAUGAGAGAAUUACUGCAGAAACAGAAAAGUGAAAAACGACCAAGUAGAUGCAAAUGUAUAAAGGGGAUGCAAGAUAAACGUUAUUUAUGUGGAUGCAACAAGACAAUGCAAUUAACGUGGAACGAUGAUAUGAUAUCGACGAUUUCAAAUGAUUUUAUCAAGCAUAAGAAGUCUUGUCCGAAAAGUCGCUGUUGCACCAGAAGAAAUUCUUGUUGAGAGAGAGAGAGAGAGAGAGAGGGGGGGGGGGGGAACGAUAAUGCGACAAUUCAUUGCUCAAGAUGUACUAUUUUUUAAAGAUAAGAUCUCUUAUUUAGAAUGGAGCUUUUUUCUUAUUAUUUGGAAUUAUUUCCUCACAAUUCAUUCAAUCGUCACCAAUGUAGCAAAUAAUAAAGAUAUAAUCCAUAAAAAGAAUCGAAAAAAACAUAUUAAUUGCAGACUCAUUGAAAUUACGUAAAAGACAAUUAUAUUUUUUAUAAACAAUGUCAGGUCUGUCCCUUUCGAGUAAAAAGGGGUACAAUUUGUGGUAUUUAGAUUGUCUAGUCCGCAUCAAACUAUUAUGCUCAUUAUCAUAUUAUGUAUGUAAUUGUGCUAUUAUGCAUAAUACACGAUGGUAUGCAACAAUACCUCUUACGAGCAUCUCUAUCUAUGUAUAUAUAUUGGCAACUAGCGAGUUAGCUAUGAGAAAUUCUAUGAAUAAGUUCGACAUAUUGUAGGAGAGUAACACGCCCGGUCGCACGCUCUGAAAAUCCGAAACUCGAUUAAUACGCGUCCCAUCUGUAGGUGAAGAGUCUAUAAGUAGAUCCUGCGCGGGCAGGACGUCAGUCAUAUUCGUAUAUUAUUUAUACUGACCUCGUAGACACGAGACACCUCGUUGCUAACGAGAUGGCCGCUUGAUCAUGCGGUGUGUGCGUGCAUGAGUGUGCGUGCGUGCGCGUAAUGAUAUAUUUAAUAUAUGUAUUUUCAACCGCACGACAUUAGGAUGUUGUUAAUGUUUAUUAAUUUGUCAAACGACGAAAUAUAAAAUAUUUCUUUUCCCUCCCUCCUCCUUUUUUUCCUUUCUCUUUCUCAUAUUGAUUAAUCGGUUAUCUUUAUUACGAUGAGAUUAUUUGUUUGACAUCAUUCAUUUUACAUUAGCAUAAUGUACAAAACAUUCUUCUCUUUUUAUCCUAUAUUUUUCUUUUACUCCAAUCAAAAGUUAUCUUUUAUUCUGAAAUGAUUAAUUAUUCUUGAAAUAAAAAUCAGGAAGCUGAAAAUAGUAAAGCGGUUGAAAAUUACAUGAAAUAAUACAUGGAAAUAUAAUCUUUCGUUUAUAACUUUUCGACGUAUGCACCUCAAGUUUUUCCGCAAUCUCCAUGAUGGUAAUCUAUAUGUGAGAUCUCUCUGAAUGGCAGGCUUUGUAAGAGGUAAAGACAUCGCAGCUGCGUCUCUUUCGUAUUUUGCGCGCAUUCCGAUGAAAUAAAACGAGAUGGGCUUGGGGUA